AUCCCGGCGUGCUCUGCGCCCGGAAGAGGGCACUGCUCUGGCCCCGCCCCGGAAGAUAAGGCGACUCGCGGGUGCCGCAUUUCCUCUUUUGGCCGCGCUCCGUAGCAGACCAGCCGUCAUGGGCCGAGUGAUCCGUGGACAGAGAAAGGGUGCCGGCUCCGUGUUCCGCGCGCACGUGAAACACCGCAAGGGCGCCGCACGUUUGCGCGCAGUGGACUUCGCAGAGCGACACGGCUACAUCAAAGGCAUCGUGAAGGACAUUAUCCACGACCCGGGCCGCGGCGCGCCCCUCGCCAAGGUCGUCUUCCGGGAUCCAUACCGGUUUAAAAAGCGGACCGAGCUGUUUAUCGCCGCCGAGGGCAUCCACACAGGCCAGUUCGUGUACUGCGGAAAGAAGGCCCAGCUCAAUAUUGGCAAUGUUCUCCCUGUGGGAACCAUGCCUGAGGGUACGAUUGUGUGUUGCCUGGAGGAGAAGCCUGGGGACCGGGGCAAGCUGGCCCGAGCCUCCGGUAACUAUGCCACGGUCAUCUCUCACAAUCCUGAGACCAAGAAGACUCGUGUGAAGCUGCCCUCUGGCUCCAAAAAGGUCAUUUCCUCGGCCAACAGAGCUGUUGUCGGUGUGGUGGCUGGAGGUGGCCGAAUUGACAAACCUAUCUUGAAAGCUGGUCGUGCCUACCACAAGUAUAAGGCAAAGAGGAACUGCUGGCCUCGUGUACGGGGUGUGGCCAUGAAUCCUGUGGAACAUCCCUUCGGAGGAGGUAACCACCAGCAUAUUGGCAAACCCUCCACCAUCCGCCGAGAUGCUCCUGCUGGCCGCAAAGUGGGUCUCAUUGCUGCCCGCAGGACUGGGCGACUCCGUGGAACCAAGACCGUGCAGGAAAAAGAGAACUAGGCCUGAUGGGCUCAAUAAAGUUUGUCCUUUUGCUGUUG
Messenger RNA from Marmota flaviventris (yellow-bellied marmot), 930 nucleotides. It is a transcript of the gene Rpl8, whose product is annotated as ribosomal protein L8. Lineage: Eukaryota; Metazoa; Chordata; Mammalia; Rodentia; Sciuridae. Gene Ontology annotation, cellular component: ribosome; cytosolic large ribosomal subunit. The record is from RefSeq and is a predicted model, not a curated record. Gene Ontology annotation, molecular function: RNA binding; structural constituent of ribosome. Gene Ontology annotation, biological process: cytoplasmic translation.